AUGCAUGUAAAUCUCUCCCACGCCCAACACUGGAGCAAUCCAAUCGAUGACGAACCUAUCAUUCCAGACAUUGUCGAAGAGUUUACUUCCGAUGAUUUUUAUGAAGACAAUGCAGACAAUCAAGAAAUUGUCCCGAUUCCUCCUAUGGAUUACAAUCCCUAUGGGGAAGUCCAACUACAAGAACGCAUGCAAUUCGAUUCUAAAGAGGCAACAGUGUCUGCCAUCAAACAUUAUCACAUCACUAAUGGAUACAACUUCAAUGUGGUAGAAUCAAAACCGCAUCUUUAUGUUGCACGAUGCAUCCAUUACAACAAUGGAUGUCAAUGGCGUCUGAGGGCUAGUUAUAGUAAAAUCCGACAUCAUUGGGAAAUCAAGUCCAUUGAUGGUACACAUACGUGUUUCUCUACAUUAAUGUCACAAGAUCACUGCAAUCUAGAUUCGACCCAAAUUUCUUCCAUUGUUUUUCAUUUGGUCUGCACAAAUCCAAGCAUUCGCAUCAAAAGCUUGGUCGCUGACAUCAAAAGUCGUUACGGAUACACAGUCACAUAUAGAAGAGCAUGGAUUGCGAAGGAGAAAGCAAUAACAAUGGAGUAUGGUGAUUGGGACCAAUCUUAUAAUGAAGUUCCUGGAUGGUUACUAGCUGCCCAACAAACCAAUCCCGGGACAAUUUUUCAACUUUUCGGUCCUCCAGUUAAUAUUGAUGCUGAGGAUGAAAGUUCCACAUAG
Vigna unguiculata (cowpea) is the source of this 726-nucleotide messenger RNA. RefSeq lists its product as uncharacterized. The record is from RefSeq and is a predicted model, not a curated record. NCBI's taxonomy places the organism in Eukaryota, Viridiplantae, Streptophyta, Magnoliopsida, Fabales, Fabaceae.